AUGCAAUCAGCGAUUGGUCACAUACUGAACUACAUUCGAGAUUAUCAUCUUGAUAUUCGUACCGGUUCACUGGAGAGUUUAUUCAUUUGUGCUGUCAUCCUAAUCGAUUCAUCUGAAUCCUACGACGCUGAUCUAGAAGGUCUUGUCAAGAAAACUCCUCCUGGAAAUUCUGGAGUUCUUCGGAAUUGUAGCAGUGAUCAAGUGAAGUCUAUAGAUAAGUGUUAUUUAGAAAUGUUCAAUCACAAUUUGUUGAAUGUAACGAGUCUGCCAAAAGCAAACGAAGAUCCAUUCCGGAUGUUUCGAUUAGAUGCUACUGGGAUGUGCAGAUACUAUAGCACAUUCAGCCGCUGUGUUAGGGACAUGGAUUGUUUGAAUUAUAACACUGUUGAAGCUAUUUUUCACAAUGAACUUGACUCUAGCUAUUAUUUAUCACAGACUGCGUUUCUUCAAUUUUACUGUGAGCACGGAUCCGAUUUUGUCUUCUACUACGAUUGUCUAGAAAUCAUCGACCUAGACGAGCUCUCGGAUACGGUAUUCAAUGAGUGCUCAGUUCUAGAAGUCGGAACUUGCAACUCUGUCAAAAUUACUACCCAGUGCGAACGAUCAGUUUUCCUCAACUACUGUGGUCAUACGUCGGCAAUGUCGUAUUGUCAAUAUAUCAAAGUUAUGGAGCGAAUGACUGGAUGGGGACAUUGCGAAUAUAUGCCGUGUAUUAAUUCAGGAUAUUCUAGAAAGCUGUUCUUUUUGUUAAUUUAUUUUGCUUUGGAGCUAUUGCUGUUGUGA
Molecule: messenger RNA, 783 nt
Organism: Caenorhabditis briggsae
Lineage: Eukaryota; Metazoa; Nematoda; Chromadorea; Rhabditida; Rhabditidae
Exons: 6
Coding region: 1-783 (260 amino acids)
Source: RefSeq, a predicted model, not a curated record